This is a messenger RNA of Chlamydomonas reinhardtii, 2206 nucleotides long. RefSeq lists its product as uncharacterized. NCBI's taxonomy places the organism in Eukaryota, Viridiplantae, Chlorophyta, Chlorophyceae, Chlamydomonadales, Chlamydomonadaceae. Gene Ontology annotation, cellular component: Golgi apparatus. Gene Ontology annotation, biological process: mannan biosynthetic process. Bases 566 to 1837 code for a protein of 423 amino acids. The transcript has 12 exons. The record is from RefSeq and is a predicted model, not a curated record. Gene Ontology annotation, molecular function: alpha-1,2-mannosyltransferase activity.
GAAGCGCCCAGCCCUUAGUUUCCUUAAACCAAAGCUGAACCUGCGGCGGGUGCUUUUGGCCCUUGCGCUCAUUCCUUUUGUGUCCUUGUAUAUUAUUAGUAAGCGACAAACAUGGAUCGAGGACAUGGGCGGUGUGCACGUCCCGCGCUGCGUGGGCUGGCGCGCGACGUCCUACUGUCAGCUGCUAGGGGCGCGACAGCCAGCGAAGGAUAGGUCAUGCGAUGCUCUCAUACGCGGGGAAGCAGGCUAUUGCCUGUGCGAGGGCGGCAUCACCGUUGCAAGAGUGGGCUGUGGACCUCACAGAUUCCGGUGUCGUGAGAAAUGCGCCGAGCUUGCCACCGACAGCUCGGCAGCGGUAAAGCUUCCCCAGCCGCUGACCUGCGCGGCAGACACCAACGUGUCAGUAUCUGCCUCUACCUUCGCAGCUGCCCUGCCAACGGUGCAAACCCCCAGCAGUAACUAUAGCACAGCUGAUGUCUGGAACGUCGUCGACACGCUGCUGAUGAAACACGGCCUGGGCGAGGUGGCGCUGCCGGGCAGCCGCACCCACAGAACGGACUGGGUGAUGGAGGGGCUGCGGCUUGGGCGAGCCACGGUGGAUCAGCUGGCGGCGGUGGUGGCGGGCGUGCUGGCGGACGUGCCGCCCUACCCGCCGGCCGCCUUCUCGGGGCGGGGCGUGGUUAUGGUGGGCGGCGGCCUGCACUACCUCAUACCCGCCUGGGCCAGCCUCAGCGUGCUGCGCAAGUCAGGCUGCCAUCUGCCGGUGGAGGUGUGGUUCCCGGUGGCGGAGCAGCCCAGCCGGCCCGCGGUGGCGGCGCUGGAGGGGCUGGGCGGCGUGGCGGUGCGCACACUGGAUGUGGUGGACCUGCAGCAGCGGGGCUUCGCACUCAAGUCCGCGGCGCUGCUGCUCAGCAGCUUCCAGGAGGUGCUGUUCCUGGACUCGGACAACCUGGCGGUGCGCGACCCCAGCCCCCUGUUCGCCUCGCCGCAGUACGCCGCCACCGGGGCGCUGUUCUGGCGGGACUUCUGGGACCGCUCCUCCGUGCCCGAGAUUCACGAGGUCCUGCGCUUCCCGAAUGAACAAGUGCCCAAGGUGACCUUUGAGAGUGGCCAAAUGGUCAUUGACAAGGCCAGACACUGGCGCGGGUUGUUACUGGCGGUGUACAUGAACGUGUACGGCAAGACCUUUGCAGAGCUGCUCAGCUGCUACCUGGGCAAGGGCGACAAGGAGACGUUUGUUUACGCCAUGUUGGCGGCGGGGGAGGCGUACUGGGUGUCGCCGCAGCCUCCGGGCAGUGCUGGUGUGGUGCAGGUGCUGUGCGAGCCGGGCCGCGCCGCCAGCUGCAGGCGCCAGUUUAUGGGCAACACCAUGGUGCAGCCGGGGCCGGACGGCCUGCCGCUCUUUUUCCACGCCAACUAUGAGAAGUGGGACUUGGCGCUGCCCGCGGCCUUCGAGGCAUACCAGCGCCGCUGGCAGGUGCUGGCGCCGGGCGGCCAGGACGUGGUGGGCGGCGUGUUCCUCAACACCAGCUACGGCAUAGGCUACGACGUGGAGCGGCACGUGUUCCAGGUGCUGUCGGCUCUGCGCUGCGCCCCCUGGUUCACCGCCUACUACCAGCUGCGCCUGGCGCUGGACGACCCGCCGCUGCCGGCGCUGGACGGCUUCCACCCGCUGCCCAACUACAUCUCAUUCAGGCCCUUCUACAGGCUCGGCUGGUCCGGCGCCUACAUGGGGCUGUUCCGGCCCAGCCUGGGCGACCGGUUGGUGCACGCCUACUACCGCGUCCUGCGCUGGCGCCUCAAGCCGCUGGAGCGCCGGCUCAAGGGCAAGAAGUGACGCACGUGACGCGGGGCGGUUUGGGGUAUAACGAAGUACUGUUACAAAAUGGCUGCGGUUCUAAAGCAGAGGCGCAUUUGAGUUUUACCCACGGCCACCCAGCAUUAGGGCGGGGGCGGGCGUCACGGGCGGGCGUGUGCGUAAACUAAAUCAUGGGUGCAGCACGUGUGGAACCUAUGAAGAGUGAUGAAGUACACUUGAAGGUGAACAACGCUGAACAAUACACCGUCCUGAGUGGUUCGCCUGUCCUAGGCGCAAACUGAACACAUUGCUUCGGCGUGUGGGGACGGCGUUGGCGAGAGCUACGGAUGGCCCUAGUACUGUGGGGGCAUGUCGCACCCGUGGAGGGCACUGUAACCGAGUGCCUUU